AUGGGAAUUAACGAGGAGGAAGUGACCCAAGAAGAAUUUUUGAAGGAUAUUCUAUAUCUCGACAAUGAAGCAAGAUACGAAGUUAGCUUACCAUGGAAGAAUGAGAGUAUUCCGAAAUCGAACGGAUACGGUAUGUGUUUGAAACGACUCCAUCAACUAAAGUCUCGUCUCGAUAAAGACAAACAAUUACUCGAACAAUAUGACGACAUAUUUAAGGAUCAAGAGAACAGCGGUAUCGUAGACUCCGUAGUUGAACCUGGAGAAACUAGACACCAUGGAGUGAUUCGCCAAGAUAAAGAAACAACAAAACUUAGAGUCGUGCUUGACGGUUCCGCGAAACCUUCGAAAGAUGAUCUGUCGUUAAAUGACUGCCUCCAAAAGGGUCCAAAUUUAGUUCCACAUCUAUUUGAUACUGUUGUAAAUUUCAGAGGUUAUCCCAUCGGACUUGUUGCUGAUAUCGGGAAUGCCUUCCAUCAGAUACAAAUUGCUCCUGAUGACAGGAAGAUGUUGAAGUUUCUCCGGUUUGAAGAUAUUAGUCAAGAUCCCCGGCCCUCAAAAAAUACGAGUUUCGACGUCUGCCAUUUGGUCUAACCCCCAGUCCUGCUAUCUUAUCCAGCACCAUAUCCCAUCAUCUUUCAAAAUACAAGGAAAUUGGACCAGAGAUAGUCUCAUUGUUGCUCGAGUCUCUGAACGUUGAUGAUUUCGCCAGGGGAGCUUAUGAUGAUGAUGAAGCCUUACAUAUCUAUCGCACAUCUCACGAUCUAAUGAGCAAAGGUGGCUGGCAUUCGAAUUCUGUCUCCUCUGAUCCCCUAGCUAGGCGCAUAGACCUAUAA
Messenger RNA from Paramuricea clavata, 833 nucleotides. NCBI's taxonomy places the organism in Eukaryota, Metazoa, Cnidaria, Anthozoa, Malacalcyonacea, Plexauridae. The record is from the annotation of a GenBank genome assembly.